AUGACAAACCAUACGGAUUACAACGCUUGGUUAAAUGGUAUUUCACUGCACGUUUUGUAUCAGAUCAAUGCUUCAUUGUUCCAACAUGAACUUGAUCUAAUUCUUCUGUUUUUCUCCUUCCAUCCAAAGGGUCGACAAGCCACACCAUUUUUCUACAUCAAAUAUCGACGAGAAGUGACCGGGGUUUGGUUCGAAUACCGAAAGGAUAAUGGCACACAGCGCAUGAAUGGGAAUCGGGAUGCUAUGACGGAGAAUUACAACACCAUGGAACCGCCAUUUGUUGCUCGUUUUGUUCGCAUCUAUCCGUUCAGCUUGGAGCCAACAAAAACGUGCCUCAAAAUUGAACUGCUCGGUUGUGAUGCACGUAAGUGUGUGACAUUUGUCCGAAGCCCUGUUGCUAGAUGUUCCCAUAGUCCGCUUUCAUAA
This is a messenger RNA of Echinostoma caproni, 426 nucleotides long. The record is from the annotation of a GenBank genome assembly. NCBI's taxonomy places the organism in Eukaryota, Metazoa, Platyhelminthes, Trematoda, Plagiorchiida, Echinostomatidae.